AUGCUGAAAGAAAUUGUAAUAUUCGUUGCACUUAUUUGUGGACUUGUAUUGUGCGCCAAUCGAAAUCCAAAUCCGACUUGCAACGCUGCCCCGGAAUCGACAGAUUUGACAUAUCGCAGAAUCCCAAGACUUGUCAUUUUUUUGAUUUCAGCGGGAAAUGAUGGAAACAAAGUUAGUUUGAGACGAAAAAUUUCAUUCGAAUAGUUUUGUUUCAGAAACCUAAAAUGAAUUAUAUCAUGAAACAAAUAGCCUGUUCUAUUCCAAACGAUGCCCAUUUGAAAUUGUCUUAUUUGUAUUACUCAAUAUUAACAUCUAGAACAUAUUCCUUGUUAAAAUAUGAUUUCGCUCUAUUGCGCACGUUGAUUGAUGAAAUAUUUAAUGGUAAGUUUGAAUUUUCCCCAAACAUACAUUCAUUUUAAUACUUUUAAUCGAAAGUUUUCAAGGCGUCGAGGUUCCAACAUGUGAUACUUAUAAAUCAGCUUUGACAUUUUUGAAGAACACAUAUGAGUUAGAGGCAUUCCCCGAUGUUGAUUUGAUUGUUCAACGAGCCCCUGGAUUAACUGGUUGCGACCUAUAUGCGGAAUUCAUUGCGACGAAAUUGCCAGCCGAAGUCAAGAUGUUCGAAGUUUCCUUCGACGAACAACCAAAAUCCCCAGUCAAUAUGAAAUACGACUUGAACUCAAUCAAUACAGCAGAAGCGAAUGAUCCAGUGUUGAAAGAAGCUACUGAUAAAUUGUAAGAAACAAUCACCUUCACUACUUCACUUCAAUUCUCGAUUUUUCAGUGUCAAUUCCAUCAAAUUGGCUCGUUAUCCAUCUGGAUCUGUUGGAAAUACAACUUCGCCAAGUUGUCAAGUUAAUGGCGGGAUCCGUCUCGGAAUUUUGUUUGGGGGUCUCGGGUUUGCUUUGAUUCUCGGAAUAUUUUUGGGAAUCAUAGGAGUUUUCCUUUACUUUAUGAUUAGAAAACAAAUGUAA
Messenger RNA from Caenorhabditis angaria, 974 nucleotides. The record is from the annotation of a GenBank genome assembly. NCBI's taxonomy places the organism in Eukaryota, Metazoa, Nematoda, Chromadorea, Rhabditida, Rhabditidae.